Molecule: messenger RNA, 831 nt
Organism: Microthlaspi erraticum
Lineage: Eukaryota; Viridiplantae; Streptophyta; Magnoliopsida; Brassicales; Brassicaceae
Source: the annotation of a GenBank genome assembly
AUGGGAACCCUAGGACGAGUAAUUUACACUGUGGGUAACUGGAUCCGCGGGUCUGGCCAAGCUCUUGAUCGCGUCGGUUCUCGUCUUCAAGGAAGCCCCUACUUCCAUGAACACAUAUCGAGGCAUCGGACUUUGAUGAAUGUGUUUGAUAAAUCUCCGUUGGUGGAUAAGGAUGUCUUCGUUGCUCCUAGUGCUUCUGUAAUCGGUGAUGUUCAGAUCGGGAAAGGCUCGUCAAUUUGGUAUGGCGUUGUUCUUCGAGGUGAUGUGAACAACAUCAGUGUUGGAACCGGGACAAAUAUCCAAGACAAUUCUCUUGUACAUGUUGCGAAAACCAACAUAAGUGGGAAUGUUAAACCUACUAUAAUUGGGGACAAUGUCACAGUAGGUCAUAGUGCAGUCAUUCAUGGCUGUACCGUUGAGGACGAUUCCUUUGUUGGCAUGGGAGCUACACUACUCGACGGUGUGGUGGUUGAGAAACAUGCCAUGGUUGCUGCCGGUGCCCUUGUGCUACAGAACACUCGAAUCCCUUCCGGAGAGGUGUGGGGAGGAAACCCAGCGAAGUUCAUGAGAAAGUUGACAGAUGAAGAGAUUGAAUACAUUUCAAAGUCAGCAGAGAACUAUAUCAAUCUUGCGCACAUCCACGCCGCGGAGAACACAAAGUCGUUUGAUCAGAUCGAGGUCGAGAGAGCGCUUAGGAAGAAGUAUGCGAACAAGGAUGAGGAUUACGAUUCAAUGCUUGGGAUUGUGCGUGAAACUCCAGCCUCGUUGGUUCUUCCCGACAAUGUCUUACCGGAAAAAACUUCCGUCAGGGUUCCGACUACUCAUUACUGA